GACAUUUCAAGCGCCAAAUGUGUGGCAUCAUUUGAAAGAACAUUUCAAUUUGUAUUUUUGUUUGGACUGGAGAAUUGUCGGAACGUGAGAUGUCGGAAACGCAGUCUAUAGAGAACGUGUUUUACAAUCGUGUGAGCGGUGAACUGCUCGAUAAAUAUAUUGGCAAAUCUGUGGUUCUAUUAGGAAAAGUUAGGAAGGUACACCCAAAUGGCAGUAAAUGGGAGCUGGAAACGACUGAUGGAAGAGUUGUAUCAAUAAGUAUGGGAAUGCCCCUAAGUGAAGAGCUGUCAGGAUUUGUAGAAGUUAGAGGAAUUUGCCAGAGCCCUGCUGCUGUUUUUUGCAAUUCGUAUCUAACAUUCCCUCCAGAUAUGACAGGAAACUUUGAAACUGAUUUGUACAAUGAAGCUGUAAAGCUAGUUAAUACAGUACCAAAUCCUUGGUUGGCAGAGAGUGGUUAGUACACAAUUACUACAAAUGGACUGGACAAAGGAUUUCUGUAAUUGUACAUAAGAAGAAUUUGCUUUUUGCAGUUGCUUAAAAAAUGUAAAUUUGAAAUGCAUUACACUUUUAUAAAUAAAUGUACAUCUGCAUAUA
This is a messenger RNA of Schistocerca piceifrons (Central American locust), 594 nucleotides long. RefSeq names its product replication protein A 14 kDa subunit-like. The transcript is spliced from 3 exons. The record is from RefSeq and is a predicted model, not a curated record. NCBI's taxonomy places the organism in Eukaryota, Metazoa, Arthropoda, Insecta, Orthoptera, Acrididae. Gene Ontology annotation, molecular function: single-stranded DNA binding; damaged DNA binding. Bases 90 to 458 code for a protein of 122 amino acids. Gene Ontology annotation, cellular component: site of double-strand break; DNA replication factor A complex; nucleus. Gene Ontology annotation, biological process: DNA replication; nucleotide-excision repair; base-excision repair.